AUGGUUGCUCUUCGUUGCAGCGCCCUCCUGCUGGCACUCUUGGUGCUGUGGAGCCCACAGUCAUCCCUGAGCGAGGGUGAGCCGCGUGGCGUGGCGGACACCUGGGUGGAGGAUGCCAUCAUGCAGACCUACACGCCGCCCGCCCACAAGCAGAAGGGAGACCAGCUGAGGCAGGAGCGGGAGCAGAAGGAGCGGCAGCAGGCACACGAGGCGGCGAAGGAUGCGGCGGCGAGGGACGUGCCCCAGCCCACCACGCAGGGCCGGCAGCAGCAGCAGGUGCAGACGCCCGACGAGCGGCGGCGGCGGCAGCAGCAGCAGAAGGAGCAGACGCCCGAGGCGCGGCGGCGGCGGCAGCAGCAGCAGGAGGGCGUGCAGGCGCCCGACGUGCGCGGGCGCCAGCAGCAGCAGCAGCAGCAGCAGCAGGAGGGCGUGCAGGCGCCUGACGUGCGCGGGCGCCAGCAACAGCAGCAGCAGCAGCAGCAGCAGCAGCAGCAGGCGGUGCAUGAGCCCGGCAAGAGCACGCGGCCGGCCCAGGGCACGCUCAACCGGCGGCGGCAGCAGGAGGUGGCUGAGGAGGAUGCCGUGCGGCGGCGGCAGGAGGCUCAGGACCGCCUGCUAAAGCGGCGGGAGGCGGAGCGGGCGGCGGCGGCGGCCAAGGUCGAGCGCGCUGCACACGAGGCGGCGCAUGCCGAGCUGCUGGAGGCCCAGCGGCGGCAGGCGGUGGCGCAGGGGCAGCGCCUGGCGGCGCGCCAGGAGGAGGCGAAGCAGCAGGCGUCGCUGGGGCGCGGCUCGCUGCGCGGGCGGCGCCAGGCGGUGGCCAAGCAGCCCGCGGUCAGCGGCUCCCGCCCGGGGGACGUCUUUGCCGAGCAGACGGAGAAGCGGCUGGCGGCGGUGCGGCAGCAGUCGGCAGAGCGCCGCGAGCAGCAGGCGGAGCUGGUCGCCAAGCUGGAAGCGGCGCACGCGGCGGCGGUGGCGGCGCAGGCCCGCGGAGCGGCCGCGCGGGCCAACAGGGCCGCCGGAAGGGCGGCCGCCGCGGGAGGCAGCCAGCCGCUGGCGCAGGCGCAGGCACAGGCGCAUGGCGGCGGCGCCGCCACCCCUAGGGUCCGCCAGCACAUCCCGCUGCCGCUCAUCAUCAUCAUGACGCUGUCCAUGGCGGCGGCAGGCGGCCUGGGCGCCCUCCCCUUCUUCUUCGUCAAGUCGAUGAGCGAGGGGGCCACCGGGAUCGCCACCGCCGUCGCCUGCGGCGUCAUGCUGGCCGCCUCCUUUGACCUGGUGCACGACGGCCAGCCCUACGGCCCCGCGCUCACCGUGGCGGGCGUGCUGCUGGGCGGCGCCUUCAUCCGCUGGGUGCAGCAGCAGCUGUCGGCGUACGAAGACAUUGAGUUUGGGGCGCUGCAGGGGUCGGCGGCUCGCAAGACGGUGCUGAUGGUUGGCAUCAUGGCGGCGCACGCGCUGGGGGAGGGCUGCGCCGUGGGCGUGUCGUUCUGCGGCGAGCGAGGCUGGGCGCAGGGCGUGCUCACCACGCUUGCCAUUGGCGUGCACAACAUACCCGAGGGCCUGGCCAAGGCCACGGUGCUGGUGGGGCAGGGCGUGAGCGCGCGCCGCGCCCUGGCCUGGUCGGUGGCCACCUGCCUGCCGCAGCCGCUGGUCGCCAUCCCCUCCUUCAUGUUUGUCGACGCGUUCACGAUGAUCCUGCCCGUGGCGCUGGGCUUUGCGGCGGGGUGCAUGGUGGCCACGGCUGCCACGGUGUCGGCGGCGGGGCUGGAGGGCUUCCGCAUGCUGUUUGCGGCCAUGGAGCAGGCAGACGGAGGGUUUGGCGGCGCCGGCUCCGCGGCGGCGGCGGCGCGCGUGGCGGCGCGCAUGGGCCCGCCGCUGCUGGUGCUGCUGCCCGGCGCGGCGGCGGCGGCGGCGGGCGGCGGCGCGCUGGGCGGCAGCGCCGUGCCCGCGCCCGUGGCCUGGGGCCUGGCGGCGGCGGCGGCGGCGGCGGCCGGCGCCGGCGCCCUGCUGGACCAGCUCAUCUGGCGGCCGCAGGUGCCCAGCCUGCACACCGCGGCAGCGGGGGCCGCGGGCGCCGCGCUGGCGCUGCUGCUGCACCGCCACCUGCUCAGCUGGGCGGGCAGCUCGGCGGCGGCCGCAGCCCGCAAGCUGCUGGCCAAGGGCGGCGCCUCGUUGGGCGGCGGCGGCGCCCCUGGGGCGGCUCCCAGCGACCUGGAGGCUCUGGAGUAUGCCACCCUGUACCAGCAGCACCACCUGCACCACAGCGUGCACGCCGCGCACCCGCUGUUCCGACACAACGGUACCGCGCAGCCGCCGCACCCGCCCGCCGAACCGGCGUCGGGCGCCGCCGGCAGCAUGAACGGCUUUGGCGGCAGCGCCGGCUCCCUGGCACACCAGGCGCCCUACCACCGCGGCGGCGGCCUGCCGGGGGCGGCAGACGCAGCAGCCCUGGGCAGCAGCGGCGGCCUGACGCGGCCGGGCAGCGCGCUGGAUGGCAGCGGCGCCGUCACGCCCAACGGCGGCGCCGCCGCGCCGCCGCGCGGCCUGCGCGCCGCCGGCCUGCUGCCGCCGCAGCAGCUGGCGGCGGGCGGCGCGGCGCUCGCCGCGCUGGCCGCCGGCUGCGUGGCGACGGGCUGGCACCUGGCCUGUAGCCUGCUGCUGCUGGGGGAGGACCGCUCGGCGGCCAUCCUGCCCGCCGCUGCGCUGCUGCUGGCGGGGCCGGGGCUCGGCGCCGGCGCCCUGGCCCGCACGCUGCCCGCCCGCCGCAGCUCCACGCUCGGCGCCUGCCUGGGCGGCGGCCUGGCGGCCGUGGCGGCCGUGGCGGCGGCGCUGACGGCGGCGCGAGCGCACGAGUCGGCGCACACCGCCGCCCUCGUCAAGUCCCUGCUGUACCCCUUUGGCAUCACAGACACGGCAGAGGCGAUGGCGGGAGGAGCCCUGUGCACCGCCGCCACCUUCCUGUUCAGCGCGGGCGCUGCCCUCAAGGCGCCCAGCGCCCGCGGAGGCCUGCUGCUGGGCCUGGCGGCCACCGGGCUGCUGGCGGCGCUGCGGUACUGCCUGUGCAGCUUCACGCCGUACUGCCUCAGCGUGCAGGUGCUGCUGCGGGACCGGUAG
Chlorella variabilis is the source of this 3111-nucleotide messenger RNA. RefSeq lists its product as hypothetical. NCBI's taxonomy places the organism in Eukaryota, Viridiplantae, Chlorophyta, Trebouxiophyceae, Chlorellales, Chlorellaceae. Bases 1 to 3111 code for a protein of 1036 amino acids. Gene Ontology annotation, cellular component: SWI/SNF complex. Gene Ontology annotation, biological process: positive regulation of DNA-templated transcription. The transcript is spliced from 7 exons. The record is from RefSeq and is a predicted model, not a curated record.